AUGAAAUCAAAACAACAUAAAAAUGGAGAAGCAUCAAAAUGGACACAAUUACACCCUCCAAUUGAAGAUAUUAAAGAUGAAAUUUCAAUCACUAAUAGACGUUUAAAAUUUGCAAAAACUCUUGAAUAUAUGAAAGAAUAUGGAAUAGAUAAUGUCAGAGGUGGACCACAUUACGAACUUGUAUUUAAUUCUGAAAUAAUAAAUAUAAUUAAAAGACAAAUGGAUGGGUUUCGAGAUUCUACGAAUUUUAUUGCAGCUGCAGUUGAAAUUGAAAUUGAAGCCAGAGUUGCAGCCGCAGAGCGCUACCCCAAAAAUGAUUUUGAUAUUUAUAAUAAAAACAAGGAUUGUUUAAUGUUACAACUUAUAAUUUACACACUUCCCUCACCUCCGUUGGUAAAGAGAGCUUUUGCGCCAUGUGAUGGCACCUUUCCAAUUGCCUUUAGUAAAUUUGAAUAUCUCCCUGAUCCAAUUAUUGUAGGCAGCCCUGUUACCGUAACCGUUGAAGGCGUGAGCACAAUCACCAUAGAUCCACAGACUAUACUUCGAUAUAACCUUACUUUUGAAGCAAAUCAGUUUAGUUUCGACGCUCCUUUUUGUAAAUUAUUCAACCUAGCAUGUCCAUUGGCACCUGGACCUUUCUCAUAUACAAAUACCACUAACAUUCCAACCGCUCCUGGUAGCUCGGGCAAAACUGUUAUAAUUGAUGAGAUUUUAAACGUUAUUGCUCCUGAUAAUGUAACUACAAUAGGGUGUGUGCAAGGAAGCGUGACUGUCGUUUUUCCUUAA
This is a messenger RNA of Entrophospora sp. SA101, 786 nucleotides long. Lineage: Eukaryota; Fungi; Glomeromycota; Glomeromycetes; Entrophosporales; Entrophosporaceae. The record is from the annotation of a GenBank genome assembly.